GUAGAGCCGCGCGCUCCCCCCCACAACAACAGGAACCGGAAGCGCUAAAACACCACCACAAUCCUUUCGUGCUUAUGUCUGAAGUCAGUUAGGAUACGUUAUUUUAAUCGAAUUAUUGUUGUCACUGCAACGACGUUUAAAACAUGCAUAGGUAGAGGUUGUCCAUCUGAUACAGCCUUUGAAGCGUGGAUUUCGUCAAUUUGGCUGAUUAACGCACAGGCGUUGACACAUACCGUACAACACAGGCAUUCGGUCAGUGCAGUGAAGUAAUAACACACGUCUAAUUGUGGCCGUCCAGAUGGCUAACAGCACCGCCACCACGGUGAAGCCCCUCAUGAUUCCUGGUCCUGCGGGACGAGCCAGCCCGGAGGUAUCGCAGGUCCUCACUAAGAAGAAGCUGCAGGACCUGGUGAGGGAGAUCGACCCAAAUGAGCAGCUGGACGAGGACGUGGAGGAGAUGCUGCUGCAGAUUGCCGAUGACUUCAUUGAGAGCGUGGUGACGGCAGCCUGCCAGCUGGCCCGCCACCGCAAGUCCAACACCCUGGAGGUGAAGGAUGUGCAGCUACACCUGGAGCGCCAGUGGAACAUGUGGAUCCCUGGCUACGGUUCAGAGGAGAUCCGGCCAUUCAAGAAGGCCUGCACCACAGAGGCACACAAACAGAGGAUGGCACUGAUCCGCAAGACAACCAAAAAGUAAAAAUGACGGCUCCACUGUACUCCGUACCCAUCCACCGGGAUCUUUCUAAUGUUUUCCUUGUUUUCAACAUGGCUUGUCCACCACGGAUGAUUCGAUGAUAGGGGGAGGUACAAUAAAAUAAGGUAUGGGUUGUGAACGACGAGGUUUGAACAGCCAGUGUUGCAUACUAUAAGAUGAUUGGUCACCCAGUGUAACAUACUAGGAGAUGAUUGGACACAGUGGGUUACAUACAAAAUAUGUAUGUGAUAAUAUUGGAUAGCUAGGGUAACGGGUAUUACGAUGGGAGGGUAUGGGGUAAAUAUGUUUCUUCUUCACCCAUUGGUUUUUCUCUUAAUGUUUAGUUGUUUUGCCAGUACUUUCACAAUCCCAUUCUUCUUUGUUUGGCAAAUUAUUUUUUACAUUGAGUACACAUGUAUGGGAUGGUGUGUUUUUUUUUUUUAUUAAGACUACUUUUGCUUUCAUGUUGUGUUUUGAUAUUGUUAGUAAGUGUAAGAAGAAUCGGUUUCCUUUAGUGGAAAAAAAAAAAUCUUGCUGUUGAAAGUAUUUUACAAGUACCGGAUUAUUCGUUACAUAAUUGUUGUUUUGGCUAAUCUCCGCUCUUGUCCCAACCCAAAUAAUGUUUUUAGUUUUCUUUUUAAUUGUCAAAAUAAUACGUCAUUAAAAAUAGUUUUUUUUGUGUA
This is a messenger RNA of Gadus morhua (Atlantic cod), 1377 nucleotides long. It is a transcript of the gene taf12, whose product is annotated as TAF12 RNA polymerase II, TATA box binding protein (TBP)-associated factor. Gene Ontology annotation, cellular component: SAGA complex; transcription factor TFIID complex. Gene Ontology annotation, biological process: RNA polymerase II preinitiation complex assembly; DNA-templated transcription initiation. The record is from RefSeq and is a predicted model, not a curated record. The transcript has 6 exons. NCBI's taxonomy places the organism in Eukaryota, Metazoa, Chordata, Actinopteri, Gadiformes, Gadidae. Gene Ontology annotation, molecular function: DNA binding; protein heterodimerization activity; TBP-class protein binding. The coding region runs from base 299 to 697 and encodes 132 amino acids.